UCCGGAAAUUUCGAGAAGCUCAGCCAACAGAGCUCAUAAUCAGGCAGACCACCCGCAGGCAACGGCUGGCAACUUCCUCAUCCAACACACCCUGAAGCUCAUUCUACAGAGCGCAGUUUGACGUCCAGACACCAUGGCCGACGCUUUAAAAGCCGAGGGCAACAAGGCCUUCUCUGCAAAGGACUACCCUACUGCUAUUGAGAAAUUCACCCAGGCCAUUGAGCUGGAUCCGAGCAACCAUAUCCUCUAUUCGAACCGAUCGGCCGUCUAUGCUGCCCAAACCGAGUACCAGAAGGCGCUUGAUGAUGCCGACAAAGCCACCGAGCUGAAGCCCGACUGGUCCAAGGGUUGGUUGCGUAAAGGAGCAGCCAACCGUGGUUUGGGAGACCUACUUGCCGCACAUGAUGCCUACGAAGAAGCGCUCAAGCUCGAACCCACCAACGAGCAGGCCAAGAGUGGAAUGAAUGCCGUCAAGCGGGCCAUUAACGCAGAGGCCCAGGCUGACGGAGUCACGGGCGAUCCGAUGGGCGGUCUGGGUGGCGUCUUCAAUGACCCGAACAUGUUCGCGAAGCUGGCUAGCAACCCGCAGACCGCCGGGCUACUUGCGGACCGCCAGUUCAUGGAGAAGCUGCAGCGGCUCAAGGACAAUCCGAACAGCUUGGGUGAAGAGCUCCGUGACCCACGCUUCCUGCAGGUUAUGAGUGUUCUCCUGGGUAUUGACAUGAGCUUCGGCGCACCUCCGGAGGGCGCCGCGGGAGCUUCUGGUGCUGCCGAGCCGGAAGAGGACAUCCCCAUGCCGGAUGUUCGCCCGGCUGAGACUAAGAAGGCGCCAGAGCCUGUACCUGAGCCUGAGCCUGUAGAUGAGGAGACUGUCAACAAGAAGCAGGCCCAGGAAGCUGGUGACGCCGAGAAGAAGCUCGGAAACGAUUUCUACAAGAAGAAGCAGUUCGACGAGGCUAUCGCGCACUACGAGAAGGCUUGGGAGCUGAACAAGGACAUCACCUAUCUGAACAACAUUGGUGCUGCCAAAUUCGAAAAGGGUGACUACCAGGGGACCGUGGAGACCUGCCAGAAGGCUGUGGAGGAGGGUCGUGACUUGCGUGCUGACUUCAAGAUUAUUGCCAAGUCUUUUGCACGUAUCGGAACUGCGUAUGAGAAGAUGGGUGACCUGGGCCAAGCGAUCGAGUUCUACCACAAGUCGCUGACAGAGCACCGGACACCCGAUGCGCUGACAAAGCUCCGGAAUGCCGAGAAGGCCAAGACUAAGGCGGAGCGCGAUGCGUACAUCGACAGUGCGGAGGCGGAGAAGGCCCGCGAGCUAGGCCAGAAGAAGUUCCAGGACGGUGACUUUGCCGGAGCGGUGGAAGCCUUCACAGAGAUGACGAAGCGGGCGCCGGACGACGUCCGCGGCUUCUCGAACCGCGCGGCGGCGCUGAUCAAGCUCAUGGCCUUCCCCCAGGCGGUGCAGGACUGCGACGAGGCGCUCAAGCGCGACCCGAACUUCAUGCGGGCGUACAUGCGCAAGACGCAGGCGCUUGUGGCGAUGAAGGAGUACAACAAGGCCCUUGAUGUACUGACCGAGGCGGGCGAGCACGACCCCGAGGGCAAGCACGCCCGUGAGAUCGAGGAGCAGCAGCAAAAGUGUCUGGAGGCUCAGUUCAGCGCUCGUGCGGGUGAGACGGAGCAACAGACGAUGGACCGCAUCCAGAACGACCCGGAGAUCAUGUCCAUCCUCCAAGACCCCGUGAUGCAGAGCAUCCUGCAACAGGCCAAGAGCGACCCUGCAGCCCUGCAGGAGCACACGAAGAACCCGCAGCGAAGCGUGUUAAUGACUUCUGCAUAACAUUGAUAGCAAUGAGAUUGUAUCAUCUACCACUGUAACUAGUCUGUCUUUGCUAGUUAGAACUCAUUACUCUCAACCUAUCCUUUAACUUAGUUACUAUCCAUCAUGUUUAGGCUUAUAGGCUGGGAGCCUUAGGCAUACAGAAUCACCUGACCAUCACGAGGCACGGGAGCUUCACGUGUGC
This is a messenger RNA of Penicilliopsis zonata CBS 506.65, 2027 nucleotides long. RefSeq lists its product as hypothetical. The transcript is spliced from 6 exons. The record is from RefSeq and is a predicted model, not a curated record. Lineage: Eukaryota; Fungi; Ascomycota; Eurotiomycetes; Eurotiales; Aspergillaceae. Gene Ontology annotation, molecular function: Hsp90 protein binding. Bases 134 to 1843 code for a protein of 569 amino acids.